UCCCGGGCUCCCCAGAGCGCAGCCGACGUGCCCCACGCCAACACAGCCAACCCGAUGGCGUCCGCUACUGCCGUGCCUGUAGGAUUUCACUAUGAAACCAAAUACGUAGUGCUCAGCUACCUGGGCCUUUUAGCACAGGAGAAGCCACAGGAGCAUCCUCCUCCUCCUCCAACUCAAGGGACUCAACAACAGCUUAUGGCACAACAUGCUCUGGAGAAAGAGGCUUUGGAGAAGAUUAAAAUAGAGAUCGAGGAGGAACUAAAACAUCUUGAUGAAGAAAUCUUGGAAGCAUUUACCACUACAGGGUUUGACUGCCACACUUCCCCAGUGUUCAGCCCUGCCAAUCCAGAGAGCUCAAUAGAAGACUGCCUGGCUCAUCUGGGGGAGAAAGUGUCCCAGGAGUUGAAGGAACAUCUGCACAAAGCACUGCAGAGCUUGCUUAGCAAGCCGGUGACAUAUCAGGAAUAUCGGGAGCGCACGCAGGAGGCAGCUGCUCAUGCCAGUGGAUGGAACAAGGUCUUGGUGCCCCUGGUUCUGUUACAACAAUUUCUGAUGGAGCUGACCAGACGGGGCCAGGAACCACUGAGUGCCCUUGUGAACUUUGGGGUGACAUAUCUAGAAGAUUAUUCUGCAGAUUAUAUCAUUCAACAAGGAGGAUGGGGAACAGUUUUCACUUUGGAAUCGGAAGAGGAAGAGUAUCCUGGGCUCAUUGCAGAGGACAGCAAUGACAUUUACAUCCUGACCAGUGACAACUCAGGGCAGGUGAGCCCCCCGGAGUCCCCCACGGUGACCACGUCGUGGCAGUCGGAGAGCCUGCCCGUGUCCCUGUCGGCGAGUCAGAGCUGGCACACGGAGAGCCUGCCAGUGUCCCUGGGACCUGAGUCCUGGCAGCAAGUGGCCAUGGAUCCUGAAGAAGUCAAAAGCCUGGACAGCAACGGAGGGGGCGAAGAGAGGAGUGAGAACAACUCUUCCAACUCUGACAUUGUUCACGUGGAGAAGGAAGAGAUACCAGAGGGGAUUGAGGAAGCAGUGGUGCCAGCCGGCGCUGCAGAGACCAUGCAGGCAGCCUUUCCAGAAACCUCUGCUUCUUUACAGGAAAUAAAACCUCCCGAAAUUGCUGCUGCUGGAAAAGCACAUCCCUCCACACUUCUGCGUACAAAACAGGAGGAGAAGGGAAAAGCAGCUGAAGAGCUUGCUGAACCUGAAAUCCCCGUGUUAAGUAAACCUGUCCCAAAGUUAGCUCCAUCAGAAGAAAAAGCUGCACCAGAACCUGAGAAAAUACUGCUUCCAGGGGAAAAAAAAGGGGGGAAAGAGGGUCAUUUGGAAGAAAUAGAAGAGAAAUCCUCAGCUGCGGAGGAGAAGCCUAUCCUAUUGCCAGAAGGGAAAUCUAUACUGCUGUACGGCGGGGCUGCCGCCGUCGCUAUAUUGGCUGUGGCAGUGGGAGUAGCGCUGGCGCUUAGGAAAAAGUAACGGAGCUCUCUUGAGGAGGAGGUGGGGAGAGAAGAGAGCACAUCCAGUUUUUGUAGUUGUGUUACCUAAAGGUUGAGCUGCCUGCUGUUUAAUUGGACAUUUGAGUAACUCAGUGGUGAUGAGGUGAGGUUGUUCAAUAAGCCUCCAGCUACGGACAAUCAUGUUUUUAAGUAGAAUCGGGGCGGGGACUGGUUUUUCGUGAUUAAAGUAUGGGGGUAUUUUUAAAAAAAAAAAAAAAAAAAAUCUGCAAAUUUAAGAACUUAAAGUGCAGGUGCUGAAGAAAGGGGUGCUCAUACUCUAGGAACUGGAACAGAGAAUCCCCCAGGGGAAGGGAAGAGCCAGCUGCUGCCAACCCCUGGAGAUUUUGGCUUCUCAGAUUGACCGCUACUGCAGCUGUGCUGUCUUGUCACUUCCUGUUGUGCCCCCGAGCCCCUCCUAACAAACAUUAGCCAACCUGAGUCCUGUAGCGAGAGGCUGGUGUCCCUUUUGUCUCAGCUUCCUCUCAGGUACAGCACUGCUCCUCAUAACCUUCCAGGUUCCUCCUAAGCCCCAGUGGGACAGUGCUUAUUCUUACCUCUUGCCUCACACUGGUUUUGGCCCCUAACGUUUACUGGAGCCCCAUCCUGUAAAGAUGCUGCCUCUCUAUAGCUGUAUUAUCUCUGAGCAUCCUGGUGUUCCUGGGGCAGUGCUGCUGCCCAGGAGGGUGAGAGGGACACUGCUGUUUGCUGGUUUGAGAAUCCAUUUGCUCUGCUCCUGCCCAGCCCACUUUACUGCAAGCCCUUCAGAGGUACGAAAUUGAUGCUGGACAUGGUGCCAUUGGGAUCAGUACUCUGAUAUCUGGGGUAGAUUCAGCAAAAACACAGCAAAACUGUGUGGAAGCAAGGCCAGUGCCUCAAGUGCAAUUCAGACGUUAAACGCUCUGCUGUCCUGUGUCACGCUGCAGUCUGCAUUGUCUUCCCCAAGUUAAGCACAGAGUGUAUUUAGUCCUAACUUGGUCUUGCCUGUGACAGAAUCCCAGAUAUAUAAAGCAAUGGAUUCUAGUAACUGAGCAAAGGAGCAUUAAACAUCUCUAUCUGCUUGUUCCUGGCCUGGCCUGGAGUGCUGUUCAGUGCGAUUUCUUUUGCGACUGUGAACCUGUAACUGGCUGAACUUACAGGUUCACAAACGAUGAGCAAUUUACUUUGGCAAAAAAAGGAAAUCCCCCCCCUUCCUGCAGUCACAGCACUUCAGGUGUGUGUGGAGAGAAGCUCUAAAGUGUUGCCCUACUCCUCAGAGGGAUCCUGCCACAAGCGUUCCUCUUUCAGCACGUGUCUGUGUGUCUGUCCUUGUCCAUACCGCAGCUCUGUGGGCAACACCUUGGGCUUCCCAGGCAGAACUGUGCAUGCAUCUCUGAGGGUUGGUGCUGGCACUGUGGCUUAGACCAGAUGGAGGAAGGUGAAAGGGAACUUGUGAUAAUGUAAAAAAUGAAACAUGAGCUUAUGGGAGUCUUCGCAAAGCACAAAGACAAGGUACUUUUAUUUCUAAAUUAUUAUUUCUAAGUAACCAUAUCAAGAGUACAUCUCCUGAUGAGCCUGUUUCUUAAGGGAUCUCAGAAUGAAGAGAUCUUAGCAUAUUCUCUAUUUUAGUAUAUCCUUGCUGCAUUUUCCUAUCCCAGGAUGCUGGAAAGUUAGUCAGAAUGUGUCAGAUUCUGAGGAAUUAUUUUUGUGUAAGCUUUUGUGAAAUGGAUUUUCUAGAAAAAAUGGAUUUUGAACUCUGUGUGUGUGAAGUUGAAUAUUAAGAGGAAGGUUUGUGUAUAUACUGCCGCUGUGGACUGAACUUGGGAGCUCUGGAGUUCUGGACUGUACUGUUGAUAGCUGAUUGCUCUUCUUCCAUGUACAAAACAUAGCAGGUUGGCCUUAUCAGAAAAAAAAAUCUUUUAUCACAUGGAAUUGACAUUUUUUUUUGCCAUUUUCUGGUGCCCUGCUGAUAUUCAUUGCUGUGCUGUGUCCCUGGAAGGGGUGGCUGGGACCUUCUCAUGCCAUGGACUCUGGUGUCUGCCUUCCCACCACGGCAGUUCUCUCUCCUGGCCCCUUGCAGGAGCUUCCUCCACGUGGAGGAGAGGUCUCUUUAUGCUCCAUCUGUCAUGGACAUGCAGGAUAGGGUUGUUUCAGUAGGAGUGUGGACAUGGGUGGAGGACAGACAAGAAUAAAUCCAGGCUGGCAAGGGAAGAAGUUCCAGACUUAGUGCCACAAGGAGCCCAGUGGGGCAUGAAAUAUAAAUCUUCCACACACAGCAGUGAGAAGGUGGCAGCACUAGUAAGGAAAAUCAAUGACUGUGUUAGGCAUUUUCAUGGUCAGGCCUUGAGUGUCUGGUGUGUUGCUACAUUUCAUGGAGCAUCAGUUGCAAGGUAUGUUUUGGUUGCUUCAUCUUUUCUUUGUAAUGUUCUUCUUCUGGGGUCUUUUAGAUUUGGCAAGUCAGCGAGAAUUUGAACUGACCACAUGUUCAGAAAAUUUACUGUAUGAGUCUCUUUCCUCUGGCACACUCCACUAGUUAAAAAGGUCAGCUGUGAGGUUGAGUUCUGCAGAGUUUGGAGUCCUGUGGUCAGAGCUGAGAUCACCAAAGGUGGGUAAGCUCAGAUGGCAGUGUUCCUACAGACCUGAGUGAGAGGCUGCACUGUUAAGAGGUGUGAUUGAACAACGGAAGUUUUCUUCCCCCCUAUUUUCAAAUAUUACAGUAAUCCUAAACUGCAGGGUCCAAUUACCCUGAAAGGUGUGGUGCAGCCUCUCUUUAGUGGAUCUCCUGUAGCUGGCAGAGGGAAGCAGGAGCUAUAUACCUGCAAAAGGGCAUAGAGAAUUAUUUUCACUUGUGUUGCUCAUCCCCUUCCCAGAAGUGCCUCAAUAUCUGUCC
Molecule: messenger RNA, 4356 nt
Organism: Cyanistes caeruleus (blue tit)
Lineage: Eukaryota; Metazoa; Chordata; Aves; Passeriformes; Paridae
Source: RefSeq, a predicted model, not a curated record